AUGGACGGACGUGAGAUCUCGCUGGAAGAGUUCCCGCUGGCUCACCGGUUAAGGACCUACACCGCGCUACGCGCCGAGGAAGUCGUGCUCAAGGCGCCUGACGGCAGGUCGGUGACGGUGCUGGGUCAACGCUACCUCCAUCUAUUCGGAGGAUGGCAGCGAGAUGGAGUCGGGUUCGGCCGCAACCCUGCUGACGAGUCCGCGAACCUGAACCCCGCGGAGACCCGCCAGUUCCACACGAUCAUCAAUGACCAGGCCGACCGGAUGCGCGCGAUGAUCACCGACCUGCUAGAUGCCGCUCAGAUCGAGAGCGGCACCCUUUCGGUGAGUCUCGAACCCUCUGAAGUUGUGGCUCUGGUGGAUCAGGCCAGAACUUCGUUUGUCAGAGGAGGGGGGCCGCAGCGGACUCCGGGUGGAUGCGCCGGCGGAUCUUCCGCCGUGAUGGCAGACCGGGCUCGCAUAACUCAGGUCAUCAACAACCUGUUGUCUAACGCAUCCAGAUACGCGCCGGUGUCAUCGGUCAUCGGAGUGACAGCCCAGCACGAAGGGAAUAGUCGAGGCCCACGGCGGCAGAGAAUCUGGGCGGAAAGCGACGGUCUCGAUAGCGGCAUUCGGUUCACGUUCACGAUACCGGUGGCUGAGCGGUCCAUCCAGGCAGAGCCCACCAAUUCGGACCGACCGGACAGCCGGUCGCAUCCCCGCGACAUUGAUGCGGGGCGCGUUCUCGUCGUGGACGAUGAUCCCCAGACGUUGAGACACGUGCGCGACAUCCUCGCUAAAGACCGUUACCUGACGAUAUUUGCCACGGGCCCCGAUGAGGCGCUUCACCUGGUGGAGUCGGAAACCCCCAACUCGCCCUCCUGA
This is a messenger RNA of Geodia barretti, 864 nucleotides long. The record is from the annotation of a GenBank genome assembly. Lineage: Eukaryota; Metazoa; Porifera; Demospongiae; Tetractinellida; Geodiidae.